CCUAUUAUUCACUUUGUACAAAUAAUAACAUACAAAACCCACACUUGAGAGCAUUUCCCAAAACCCUAAUACGACUUCAUCUCCCAAAUCGAUUCUCUGUUUCAACUGGUUCCAAAUAUAAAAAUAUCAAACAUGGGGAGUAGAUUGGGAAGAAGAGUGGUCAACUUUGCUAAUAUUCCAAUUAAGCUUCUCAUGCCCACUUCUUUCUCCAACAUUACCGAAAUCGCCCUCAAAACGAUCCCGUCUGCUUCCAAGAUUGAAAUCAAGAGGGUUUUGGAAUCACUAUACGGGUUUGAAGUGGACGAGGUUAGAACCCUCAACAUGGACGGAAAGAAGAAGAAAAGAGGCGGGCUUUUGAUUGCGAGACCAGAUUACAAGAAAGCAUACGUUACGUUAAGGAACCCGCUUUCAAUCUCACCGGAUUUGUACCCGAUUCGCGUGAUUGAAGAGGAGCGCAAGAACAUGAGCAAACAAAGCAAACAGUCCAAGUCCACCAUUGUUGAAGGCGACGAAACCAAGAAAACUCAUUGGCUUGAAGGAAGCGGUGUUAAGAGGCAGACCGGUUACAAUGGCAAGGUUUGGCACGCACCGACAGACCGCCAGAGAAGUGAUCGCGGUAGCAACACUGCUUCUACAUCCAAGUUUCCUUGGACUAGUAUGCGAUCAUCAGGUCGGUAGAACGUCAUCAUUAGACAGCUGUUUUUUGUUUGUUUGUUUGUUUGGUUCGUGUUUUUCUGUGCGGAUUUUAUUAUAUAAACCAGAUCACUUUUUAUCAUUUUAAUAAGUUAUGGUCUUAUGGGAUGCUGCUCUUACCUCAUCAUGGACACUGAAGCUUUCUGAUUUUGUGUAAUUCUGAAUGAUGUCCAAUGGAUCAACUUAGUUGAAUUCAAUCACUUGAAUCAGUUUUAGUAUUC
This is a messenger RNA of Helianthus annuus (common sunflower), 914 nucleotides long. RefSeq lists its product as uncharacterized. Gene Ontology annotation, cellular component: mitochondrial large ribosomal subunit; ribosome. Gene Ontology annotation, biological process: mitochondrial translation. The transcript is spliced from 3 exons. NCBI's taxonomy places the organism in Eukaryota, Viridiplantae, Streptophyta, Magnoliopsida, Asterales, Asteraceae. The record is from RefSeq and is a predicted model, not a curated record. Bases 133 to 678 code for a protein of 181 amino acids. Gene Ontology annotation, molecular function: structural constituent of ribosome.